CGUUAAGCCACAGGGUAGCCAGCACUAGCCAGCCUGCACCUACGUCCGAAGAUCUGCAACGAACCUGGUUUAGCCUGUGGUGCAAACCCGUUCCGGCGUCCAUCGCGAUCUGCUUGCAGUUUACUUACGACCGCUGGCUAGCAAGUUGCGCAUUAACGGCUUUCAGGGAUCCCCCUUCCUCAAAAGCAAAGAAACCGUGAUUGCGAAGAACAGCAGCGGGGACGUCCUUGUCCCCCGCCGGUCUCUCGCGUCGCCUCUGCACCCUUUCGGGAGGCUUCAGGCUGUAGGGGGCGCUUCGCCUCCUGCGCGGCCAAUGGCAUCUGCGGCCAGUGCGCAUGCACCUCCGGAUCAGGCCGGGGGAAGUCGAGAAAGAGACGAAGAGAACCUUUGCCAGACUUUCAAGGGGGGGCGGCGCGUAGGUAAAGAACGAGAGUCCAUGAAUUUUCCAAGCGUAGCCAAUCUCUUGAGAGGACUGAGCAGGUGGCCCUAAGGCAGCGGCACGCUGGGUUUGUGAGGGUGCGCGCGCGUGUCUUUAAAGAAACAUGCCAAGAAAACGGGUAUUAGAAAAAGAUGACAUUCUGAAAGCGAAACGGACCAAAGUUAGCCAUCCAUCACACCAAAGUGGGCCAGGUCUGGUGUUGACCCUGGGGCAAGGUGAUCUUGGACAGUUGGGCCUUGGACCAGAUGUGCUGGCACGGAAGAGGCCUGCCCUGGUGCAGCUCCCUGAGAAAAUCAUCCAGGCUGAGGCAGGAGGAGUUCAUACAGUGUGUCUCACCGAAACAGGCAAAAUCUACACCUUUGGCUGCAAUGACGAGGGGGCCCUGGGGAGGGACACUUCAGAGGAAGGGUCUGACUCUGUGCCAGGCUUGGUCGAUCUGAAGGAGAAGGUGGUGCAGGUGUCUGCUGGGGACAGUCACACAGCAGCAUUGACAGAAGAUGGGCAUGUCUUCAUUUGGGGUGCUUUCCGGGAUGAAAAUGGCGUUAUUGGCUUGCUGGCUCCUGUGAAAGGUGAAGAGGGUUUGGAGUCCACCAGCGGCAGCUUGUUCCCAGUGGAACUGCAGCUGGAUGUCCCAGUUGUUAAAAUUGCCUCUGGGAGCCAUCACUUAGCCCUAGUGUCCAGUACGGGCAACCUUUACACCUGUGGAUGUGGAGACAACGGCCAGCUGGGACGUGUACCCCAAAUUUUUGUUGUCCGAGGAGGAAGACGGGGUUUGGAGCGGCUGUUGCUCCCCCAAGUGGUCACCAUAAAGCAGAGAGGCUGUAAGACCAAAGGAAACAUCAAGGAUGUCUUUUGUGGCUCUUACUCCACUAUUGCCAUCACCCAGGAGGGACACGUUGUUGGGUUUGGCCUCUCCAAUUAUUACCAGUUGGGUUCCCAAGAAAUUGAGACCUAUUAUUCUCCAAAGAUUCUGACAGCAUUUAAGAAUUCCACCCGAUCGUGGGUUGGGUUCUCUGCUGGGCAGCAUCACACUGUGUGUCUGGAUUCAGAAGGCACUGUGUAUAGUCUUGGGCGAGCAGACUAUGGUAUGCUGGGCCUAGGAAAAGGAGUUGGUGAGAAGAACUCUCCUACCGCCAUCCCCGGGUUGCCCAAAUCAUCUUCAGUGGCCUGUGGGGAACGGGUUGGCUAUGCGGUGACAGAAGAUGGUCACGCCUUUGCCUGGGGCAUGGGGUCAAACCUCCAGCUUGCCACAGGAGAUGAAGAGGAUGUCUGGAGCCCUGUUCAGAUGUCUGGCCAGCAGCUGGAGAACCGCAGGGUUCUCUCCGUGACAGCAGGAGGGCAGCACACGGUCUUACUCGUCAAGGACCAACAGAGCUGACAGUCUGUUCCUGCAGUUCCACCAGGAACCCUCCAGGGGGCACUCCCUGUCUGAGUCUUUUGGGGCCAGGUUUUGAAGACUGCUUUUCUUUGGAGAAGAAAAUUAGCUGAGAUAAAAUACUCUUCAGAAUGCUGGAAUUUGUUUAAAUCCAAAGCGGCUUAUCUUGUGGUGUCAAAUUGGAAAUGGAGACAAGCCUUCCCACCCUUAAAAAAAAAAAAAA
Python bivittatus (Burmese python) is the source of this 2037-nucleotide messenger RNA. RefSeq names its product regulator of chromosome condensation 1 (gene RCC1). Gene Ontology annotation, molecular function: guanyl-nucleotide exchange factor activity. Gene Ontology annotation, cellular component: cytoplasm. Lineage: Eukaryota; Metazoa; Chordata; Lepidosauria; Squamata; Pythonidae. The record is from RefSeq and is a predicted model, not a curated record.